Zingiber officinale is the source of this 1308-nucleotide messenger RNA. RefSeq lists its product as uncharacterized. The transcript is spliced from 8 exons. The record is from RefSeq and is a predicted model, not a curated record. Lineage: Eukaryota; Viridiplantae; Streptophyta; Magnoliopsida; Zingiberales; Zingiberaceae. Bases 1 to 996 code for a protein of 331 amino acids.
AUGGUUGUGAUCCCUUCAUGGAUUUCUCUAUGUCUAACUAUAGUAACGGGUCGGAUCCUAAAAGUCUUAUUGAAGCGGUUGCAGAGAGCCGAAGGCGAGCAACGGCGUGGCUCUUUCAGCCUUCCCACUCUUUGCUCUUCUCUUCUUCUCUUCCCCCAUUCCCUCGCGUCCUCGAAGAAGCAGUCCGCGGCUGCUCGAAAGGACGGCAUCCCCUUCAUUAAGUGCCAGGUUUGUGAGAAGAUCGCCCAUCAAAUCAUCCAUCGGGUGAAGCAAAAGGAGGCUCAGAUUUCGCCAAAAGAGAUAUCGGAGUUCCAGAUCAUUGAAAUAGCUGAGAAUAUUUGUAAUUUGAAGAAGGAUGAGUCGGAUUGGAUUCUCCAGAUUGAUUUUGUUGAGAAAGGAGAUAAGUUGGAGUUGGUUGAGCAAGGUAUUGAAGGAAUAUGCAAUUCAGAGUGUAAAUCCAUUGAGCAUGCUUGUCAAGAGAUCUUGAGUUAUUCGGAUACUGAUGUUGCUGAAUUUGUGUAUAGCACAAGACCUUCAGUUGAUCAGUUGAUUAGUUUUCUCUGCAAGGACCUUUCUAAAGCAUGCUUUGUGAAGCCACCUCCACUUCUUGUGGAUAGAAUUGCUGGAGAAGCCUUUAUUGCCAAGUCCACUAAAGAAGCUGAAAUGGAUAAGAUUUUGAGAUCUAUGGAGGGCAUGCCAGCCGCACCGGGAAUGAAUAUGUACUCGCGGGGAGAUUUGAUGAGUGGUAAUUUUGGUAGUGGUGAUGAAAAUGAUGACGAGGAAGACGAAGAAGAUAACUUCUCUGAGAAAUUGGGAAACAUUGCGAAGAGUAAAAACCCUCCCCAGCAGGACUAUAGACACAAGAUUUUGCUAGGUAUCACUGAAACAGGGACUGUGUUAAAGAGGCAUAUAAACAUAGUAUAUGGAAACAUGCAAAGAGCUGGUGGAGAAAGUUUACAAAAGGUGCAAGUCCAGCAAAAGAAAGAACAAAAUUGAUCUCUGAGUCUGCAAGAACCAUUUUUACACGGUAAGUUCUGAGAUCAGAAAGUUUGCUCGAACUGAAUGCUGCGAUGUACCGGUACAAGAACAGUUAGGCAUUUUUGUUUUCUUCUAUUUCUAUCGAAAAGAAUAUUUAGAAUAAAGAGUUUUAGACAAUUUUAGAUAUGCAUCCCAAAACCUUGCCCCUCAAUGUCAAAGUGAGGUGAACGAUGCUUCAAAAGUUUUAAUCCCUGUCCAGAUUUUGUGUCAUUGCUGAUGAAACAAAUGUCUAGUUUGUAAUAAUUGACCAAUUUAAAAUGUUAAACUGAA